AGCGGAGAGGAGCCGGGACUGUUUUCAAGCGCCUGAAUGGAGGCAGCCUCUUCCUGGUGGAUAAACAGUGACAGCUACAGGGCAGCCACCGACACCCAGCGGCCCGGCUCCGGCUUCGGCGCUGCCCCCGCCGAAGCACGCCAACAACAUGGCUUCAGACAGGCCGCACCUCGCGCAACUGACUUCUGAGCUCUACUUCCUAAUCGCCCGCUUUCUCGAAGCCGGACCCUGCCAUGAAGCAGCCGAGACGCUGAUAAGGGAGGUGGAGGAUAAGGAGCUGCUGCCCAAGAGGCUAGAUUGGACCGGGCAAGAACACCCCGGGACGUAUGACGAUCUGGUGAAGCUGUACCGCCACAUCAGUCCUGAGCAUCUGCUGCACGUGUGCUCCAGGGUUUGUCCUCUGCUGGAGCGGGAUGUCCCAGCCAGCGUGCCAGGACUAACUAGCCUGCUAGGAGCGGGUCGGCAAAAUCUCCUCCGUACAAGCAAAAGUUGCAAGCAUGUUGUAUGGAAGGGUUCAGCGCUGGCAGCGCUUCACUGCGGGAGACCGCCAGAGCCUCCUAUCAUCUAUGGAAGCCCAGCAAACAUUGUGGAAACAAGUCAUGGUCGGCGGCUAAACGGAUCUUACCGCUUGCGCCAGCUGGUGCCAACUGCAGUUUAUCAGCAUAUGAAGAUGCAUAAGAGGAUCCUGGGACACCUUUCCUCAGUCUACUGCGUCACAUUCGACAGGACUGGACGUCGCAUAUUCACAGGAUCUGACGACUGUUUGGUAAAGAUCUGGAGCACUGACAGCGGAUGUCUGCUAGCAACCUUGCGCGGGCAUGCUGCUGAGAUCUCCGACAUGGCAGUCAGCCAUGAGAACACGAUGAUCGCCGCCGGAUCGUGCGACAAGACAAUCCGCGUUUGGUGCUUGCAGACGUGCGCUCCCCUAGCCGUGCUGGAGGGUCACGCAGCGUCCAUUACUUCGCUACAGUUUUCUCCUCUUUGCAGUGGCUCUAAGCGUUACCUGUCCUCCACGGGUGCUGACGGCACCAUCUGUUUCUGGCAAUGGGAUGCACGCACACUCAAGUUCGGUCAGAGGCCAAGUAAGUUCACUGAGCGUUCCAGACCUGGCGUCCAGAUGAUGUGUUCCUCCUUUAGUGCAGGCGGAAUGUUCCUGGCGACAGGAAGCACAGAUCACAUCAUCAGAGUCUACUACUUUGGUUCAGGACAGCCAGAGAAGAUCUCGGAACUGGAGUCUCAUACGGACAAAGUGGACAGCAUCCAGUUCUCACACUGCAGUGACCGGUUCGUGAGCGGCAGCAGGGAUGGCACAGCGCGAAUCUGGCAACUGCAGCCUCAAGGCUGGAAGAGCAUCCUGCUUGACAUGCAGACCAAAUUACCUGGAAAGUACAACCCGCCACCAUUAGAAGACAAGGUGACCAAGCUGAAGGUAACCAUGGUGGCAUGGGACCGCCACGACAGGACAGUAAUAACAGCAGCCAACAACUUGACCCUGAAAGUGUGGAAUUCCAUUAGCGGGAACCUGGAUCACGUCCUUAUGGGGCAUGAAGACGAGGUCUUCGUCCUGGAGCCUCACCCCUUCGACCCGCGCAUCCUCUUUUCAGCGGGUCACGAUGGCAAUUGUAUCGUGUGGGACUUGGCCAGAGGGGUCAAGAUCCGCUCUUACUUCAACAUGAUUGAGGGUCAGGGGCACGGAGCGUUGUUUGACUGCAAAUGUAGCCCAGACGGUCAACAUUUUGCUGCCACCGACUCCCAUGGUCAUCUACUCAUUUUUGGCUUUGGUUCCAGCAGCAAGUACGACAAGAUCGCCGACCAGAUGUUCUUCCACACUGACUACCGGCCUCUAAUCCGUGACGCCAACAACUAUGUGCUGGACGAGCAGACUCAGCAGGCACCUCACCUGAUGCCACCCCCUUUCCUAGUGGACGUGGACGGCAACCCGCAUCCGCCCCGAUACCAGCGGCUAGUACCCGGCCGAGAGAGCUGCCGUGACGAGCAGCUUAUCCCGCAGAUGGGAAUUACUUCCUCCGGCUUGAAUCAAGUGGUCAGCGAACAGGCGGUGGAUGGCCCCAGUCCUCUGGACACAAUGAUCCAAAGACUACAGCAGGAACAAGACCAGAGGUUGGGCUCCAAUGAGACACCUGCAGCUACUGUGCCAGCUGCUGCUACUGCUGCUGCUGUUAAUGCCAGCUCACGAGUCAGCAGAGCAUCUGUAGGGUCCCCAACAGAGGUGCCUUCACCGCCCAACGUGGGCCUUCGUCGCAGUGGGCAGAUUGAGGGCGUGCGGCAAAUGCACAGCAACGCCCCACGCAGUCAGAUGGCCACGGAGGGAGACCUUGUGGCGUGGAGCCGCCGGGUGCUGGUGCCCGAGCUGGAGGACGCCUCUGUUAGGAAACAGGUGAACUGGCGGGAAGCCAAAGGGGAGGAGGAGAUAAAUAUUUACCAGUCAGAACGCAGGAGACGCACCAUCCAUUCCCUACCAAAAGAGAGCAGAGUUCAUCCAACUUCGGAGUGUAUGGCUGACGAGGUGAGACGGAGUCAAGGUAACCACGGUUACCAGACCCGGGCGGCCGUGGAGGAGACGAGCCGGCAGAGCGCUGAGGCAGCCGAUGACGAUGACAGUAUCUCAGAGGGUGAGACAGAGGUACGGCAGAUCAAUGGACACUCGUCAGAAGAGGAGAAGGAUGGAGAGCAAAAAGAGCCAUGGCCUGAUGAUCACAGCAGUUCAAGUGAUUAUUCCAGCGAUUAUUCUGACUGGACAGCUGACGCGGGCAUCAACUUGGAGCCGCCGAAGAAAAGUGUGAAAGUGAAGAAGAAGAGCAGCAGCUCAGAAGAGGACGGCGACAAGAAGCGGGACACUAAAAAAGAACGCAAGAAGGACAAAGCCGACAAGGACGGCGCUCUACCAAAGAAGAAAAAGCCAAAAGAGAAGAGGAAGAGAGCAGAGUUUCAGGAGCAAGGACUGAGUUUAGAGGAGUGGCUUCCCUCUUCCUGGAUCACGGACCUGCUUCCCAGGAGAUGUCCUUAUAUUCCACAGAUGGGAGAUGAGGUUUAUUACUUCCGUCAGGGCCACGAGGCAUAUGUGGAGAUGGCCAAGCAAAAGAAGAUUUACAGCAUCAACCCAAAGAAGCAACCUUGGCAUAAGAUGGAGCUUCGGGAGCAAGAACUGAUGAAGAUUGUAGGGAUAAAGUAUGAGGUCGGCUUGCCUGCGUUAUGUUGCCUCAAGCUGGCCUUCCUUGACCCAGACACUGGAAAACUGACUGGAGGAUCCUUCUCCAUGAAGUACCACGACAUGCCAGAUGUCAUCGAUUUUCUGGUGCUACGGCAGCAGUUUGACAAUGCCAGGAAGAGACAGUGGACUAUCGGUGACAGAUUUCGCUCGGUCAUUGACGACGCCUGGUGGUUUGGCACCAUUGAGAGUCACGAGCCGUAUCAGCAGCAGUACCCCGACAGUCUGUUUCUCUGCUACAAUGUCUGCUGGGAUAAUGGCGACACAGAGAAGAUGAGUCCAUGGGAUAUGGAGCUCAUUCCUGACGAAGCGUCGUUCCCAGACGAGCUGGGCACCAGCGUUCCGCUCACAGAGGAGGAGCAUCGUGAGCUUCUAUACGUGCCUCUGGAUGGCGAAUGGGGAUGCCGCACGCGUGCCGACGAAUGCGAGCGCAUCAUCAAAGCCAUCGACCAACUCUGUACUUUGGACAUUGCGGCGCCGUUUGCUUUCCCGGUGGACCUUCAAGCGUACCCCACCUACUGCACAGUGGUGGCUUACGUCACGGACCUCAGCACCAUACGCCAAAGGCUGGUCAACCGCUUUUACAGACGACUGUCGUCUCUGAUGUGGGAAGUUCGUUACGUGGAGCACAAUGCUCAAACGUUUAAUGAGCCGGGCUCCUUUAUCGUCACCACUGCCAAGUUUGUCUCCGACCUCAUGCUGCAGUUCAUUAAGGACCAAAGUGCGUCAGACCUAAUGCCACUCUACAAAACUCUGAAGAAGGCCACCUUCUCUGACUCUGAAGAUGAGGAUGAGGAAGAGGACGAUGAGGACACGAGUACACCAGGAACCUCCACACAAAACCACAAGGAGCGGCGUCCAACCCGGCGACACUUGCGCACGCGGCCGCCCUCGUACGACCCUCAAGCGUGGCGAGGACGCUGCAAGGAGCUUUUGGACCUCAUUUUUCAAUGUGAGGACUCAGAACCUUUUAGAGAACCCGUGGACCUGCAGGAGUACCCGGAUUACCUCCAGAUCGUAGAUUCGCCAAUGGACUUUGGCACCGUCCUCAACACACUAACUGCAGACAAAUACCAGACGCCCAUCCAGCUCUCCAAGGACGUGCGACUCAUCUUUAGUAAUUCCAAAGCGUACACACCCAGUAAGAAAUCCCGGAUCUAUAGCAUGAGUUUGAGGCUGUCUGCCCUCUUUGAGGAGCAUAUGAGCUCCAUCCUGGCCGACUACAAGGCCAUCCACGGCCUGACGGAUAAGUUGACGCGACGGACCGCCGAGCGCCAGACCCGUAACUCCACCCCUGAGCAGCGACCCACACGGCACAACGUCAAGAGGCGGCGGCGCAGCGAAUCUCCCUCCAGCAGCACAGCGUCAAGCCCGGAAAGGAAGAGGCGCGUCUCAUCCAGGGUGAUGAGUAGACGAGAGCCGACACCGCCUCCUUCACGGCCCCCGUCCCUAAGGCAGAACCUCACCCCAAAGAACACGCCUCCGCUGCUCAACGGAAAGACCGACACACCGGGUGUCGGACGCACGCGCAGCGCAGCAAGACAUUAUGCACACUCGCCACCCUCGUCAGCUUCUGUGCCCAAUGCCAGCCCUGCAGAGUCGACACGCUCACUGAGAACUCAAAGUGUUGUCUCCGCCUCCACGCCACCCGCAGCAGCUGAGAAGACGAAACCCUCCCCGGCUGUGGAAGGUGGUGCAGCUGGAAGCACUCGGCGGAAACUGAGGACACCUGUGAGAAGAUCAGGAUCUCCUGAAAGCCCGAUCACCCAGAACACGGCUCACCUGAAUGGACACAGUAGUCUCUUGAACGCCGGGGUGGGAAGGAAAGGCCGGAAAUCUCGAACAGAGCCACCUCCGAGUCCUCCGAUGGACCCGGCGACUCCGGGCAGCCCCUCCAGGAGGCGCGGUCGUCCUCCGGGGAAGAAGCAAAGCAAGAAGAGCAAAGAGGAGCCCGCCAGCCCGGCUCUCGAUGACGAACUCGACCAAUCCACCGGCGACGAAGGCGCCGUGUCAGCGCCGGACUCUGGCACGCCGAAGAAGAGAGGUCGACCCCGGUCGCUUAGAACUGAGGAGGUAACACCUCCACCCCCGCCUCCUCCCCCUCUUCCGCCUUCUCCUCCAGCACCUUCGGAGAUGCCUGAACCUUCUCCCCUGAGGAGGAGCAGCCGGCGAGCGCACGACGACGUCACGUCUACGCCACGGACAUUAAGAGCCACUCGGCCGGAUGGGUCGGCGGACCAUCACGAGGGUGAGGAGGAGGUGGACGACGGGGCAGGAGGCUCCAUGCGCACCCGUAAUCAGGGGCGACGCUCGGCCUGGUACGUAGAGGACGACUCGGAGGAGGAACAGAGGCAGUUGCUCUUUGAGGACUCCUCCAUUACCUUCGGAACCUCUUCUAAGGGACGUGUACGCAAACUGACGGAGAAGGCUAAGGCCAAUCUGAUUGGCUGGUAGCCCCAAUACACACACAAGCCCCCUUUCACCUUGCCCAUCAAAGUUGUUGGUUUCCCUGUGCAAAAAUAACAAUACACAAUAUAGAUGGUUGAAGAAGCUUUGGAGGAAAAUGCAGUCUCAAUUUGGGAUUAGUCAAAAGAUAAAGGCUCCAAAUUUUUAGAUUUUUCUUUUUACCCAAAAUAUUUCUUGAUUUAUUUAUUUUUUCAUUGUUUCAAAAGAAAAAAAAUAAACUAUUUGGAGAAAAACAAUUCUGAAAUUGUUUAUGAUGUAAUGCCCCCCCCUUCAAGUGGCAAUGUUGCAGAAAUACCGUGUGCGAGGGGCUGCACGCUCUUUGGCCCAGAUGCUGCUAAUCCAAGCUGUGCCCCCCACCCCAUCCCUUCCAUCCUCCCACCUUCUCCAUUAUUGGUCCAUGUUGGACCACCAACCCCCCCUCACUUCUUUUAGUACAGUACUUGAAAAGAAAAGCCGCAGGAGGAAUGCUUGCUUUAUGGAACUGCUCAAUUUCCGGUGGAUGGAUGGAGUCAGACACCCACUUCAGCUCAGAAGUGUCUCUGUCCUCAAAUGUUUUUCUAAUGGCCCCUUCCGUUUUUCUAACAUUUAUAUGUGAUGCUUCGCCCUCUGCUGGAAGUCUUACGUAUUGCUGUCCAAUGAAAAGCAUGAAACUCCAUUCUGUAUAUUGAUGAUUCUCAAAAAUUGUACACCACAUGUUGUUUUAUCAGCUUUCUAGCCAAAAAAAUUGGGUUUUUUUGUUUUGUUUUUAAAAUAUGAGUCAAAAAUUAAAAUACAUGCUUUACAGUGGACAACAACAAUAUGGAGUGAGUGUCUGUGAAUGUGUGGAACAUCUCUAUCAAGUUUUUUUUUUUUUUUUUUUUUUUUAAAUCUCAACGUUGUUGCCAUCAAGGGCGUAGGUUUGCGUCGGGACUGUAGGGACAUAACACUACCAACUCUUCAGGAUGCUCAAAUUGUCCCCACCAACUUUUAAGCCACCUUAUUUGCAUUAUAUAAUGACUUUAGUAAUAUAGAUAAUUUAGCUUGUCUUCCCAUUUAUUGUAAGGAUAGAAGAGACCCUACCAUUAUCAAGUGACUUUGUUUCAUUAUGUUCAGACCUACAUUUAUCCCUUUUCAUUUGCUGAAUGUGCCGGUCCAUUUUUUUCCCCCUUCAAACACACGUCUGAUUGGCUGAUGACUUGACUUCCCAUCCCACCACUCACACAGACACUCACACAGCCCCGACAGAUUCCUGUCGACAACAUGCCGCCUUCUCCGCCCUCUUUGAAGAGGAGAGAUACUAGCUUUUUUUCGGCCAGCAGCAGCCACUGUAAGUGAUGUAAAAAUUAGGGCUGUCAAAAUUAUUGCGUAAACGGGCGGUAAUUUUUAAAAUUAAUUACGUUAAAAUAUUUGACUCAGUUAACGAACAUGCCACGCUCAGACAGAUUUAAAUGACAGUAUAGUGAAAUGCCCACUUGUUAAUUGUGUUUUAUGGAGUUUUGCUGCCCUUCGCUGGCACUUGGGUGCCAGCGCUUGGGUUAUAGGCUUCAGCACCCAUGAGCAUUGUGUAAGUAAUUAUUGACAUCAACAAUGGUGGGCUACUAGUUUAUUUUUUGAUUGAAAAUUUUACAAAUUUUAUGAAAAGAAAACAUUAAGAGGGGUUUUAAUAUAAAAUUUCUAUAACUUGUCCUAACAUUUAUCUUUUAAGAACUACAAGUCUAUCCAUGGAUCGCUUUAACAGAAUGUUAAUAAUGUUAAUGCCAUCUUGUUGAUUUAUUAAUAUAAUAAACAAAUACAGUCCUUAUGUAUCGUAUGUUGAAUGUUUAUAUCCAUCUUGUCUUCCAGCUUUCCAUUCCAACAAUAAUUUACAGAAAAAUAUGGCAUAUUUUAUAGAUGGUUUGAAUUGUGAUUAAUUACGAUUAAUUAAUUUUUAAGCUGUAAUUAACUCGAUUAAAAAUUUUAAUCGUUUGACAGCCCUAGUAAAAAUAUUUCAAUGGUGGUGAGGUGGGAGAAAAGACAAAUUUUGCGACCCAAGGUCCGACCUUUAUCAGUUAGCAUAACAUUAAACUGUGUGAACUUGUAAUAAUGCUAGGUAUAAGGUAAUGCUGUACUCUGUGGCUUCAGAAUGCUAGUCCCUUUAUUAAAUAAAUGGGGAGCUAUCCAAGAAUUGGUCCACUUCAGAGGGACGCUGACAUGAACAUGAACUGACGUGAAUAAAACUGAAAUGAAAUCACACAUUUCAUGAGAGUACUUUGGUUUGAGUUUUGGGGUAGUUUAGAACGCCUCAGAUGUAGAUCGAUCCAUGGCUAUCUCAGAUUUUUUUUUCAUUAUUUUUUCCCCAAAUCAAUUUUAUAUUGGCGCAGCUCCAGCGACCCGGGGCAGCAGGACUCAACAUCCCGGCCAAAAGGCCAAACUCUUCACCUUAGUCUUAACCCUUUGUACUGACUCCAUUUUGAAAGGUUUAAAGAAGGCUCACCGAAAACAAGUUCACAAUUUAAUCAGGUUGACAGCGAUCAAACAGCAAAGCGAAACAGACUCUUGGGCGAAGGUCACCCUAUCACACGUCAACAAAAGGUUCCCGAGAAAAAUGACCACGAUUAGUUAAACAUUUAGUCUUUUGAAGGCUCUUGCGGGGCGGGCUGUGGACAGAAUAAGGGUGUGUUUAGGAUAAUAAUCUAUCGCAGUUUGGGCUGUUUAGUUCAACUGAGGUGGGAGCUUGGGGCUGCCUUGACGUCUGAGAGGGGCCGCGCUAUCAAACUUAGUUCUUCUUGUUUACGGGUGUUGCUUUGGUUGGCCGGGGUGUCUUGGCCCCACCGAAGAGAUGACGACUGUGUCUUUUCCAUUACUUAUCAGGCGAGGGGGCUGAUAUGGAAUGUACUGAUGACUCAGCCUCCUGCUUUGUAAGGAGUGCAUCUGUGUAUUAUAACAUAUUAUAAUUCUUAUAACAUUAAACUAUGGUUAAAUGUCUUUUUUAUUAUAUCGAGUGUGUUAGCAUAAUGCAAACAGACCGUGCCUACAAGAAAAGGUACUAUCUCCUUUAUUUACACUACUUUAGUUGGAGUCUGGGUGCUCGAGUGUCCCCGAGAAGUAGACCCAUUAUUGGAAACCUCCCCGUUUUUUAAAUAAAGGCACUUGCACUUCAAAAUGUUUCUUCAGUAGUUGUUGAAAACAAAAGUUUGAAUCAAACGUUGUAUCACCUGAACCAAUACACAUGAAAGUUGGUAUAAAUCAAUUCAGAUUUAUUAUGCAUUGAUCAUUUAGCCUAUCAAUUAGCUUCACAUUCAUGAGAAAUGUAGCCCUGAGCCCGGUUCACCCAAUCUGUUUUGUCUUAUUGAUAUCCCGUCCCCACCAAAAAGGGUUCGUGCACGUUAUGCUGUUAUAUCGUCCCUACCAAUGUUGAGAACGAACCUACGCCCUUGGCUGUCAUUGUCCAAUUAAGUUUUUUUUUUUUUGGUGAUUUAAAAUGUUUUCUCCUAAAUUAUCUUAAUCAUCACACUGAUUUUUUUUCCCAUGUGAUUUUGGAGAUGCAUAUACGGUUUACAAUAUUGUAUAACUGUGCCUAUGUGUGUGUGUGUGUGUGUGUGUGUGUGUGUGUGUGUGUGUGUGUGUGUGUGUGUGUUGUUGUUGUCCAAUGAAAGAAGUUGCAUUUUUCUUUAUUUUGCAAAACUUGUGAAUCUUCAUGAUGCUUUUAUUUAUGCCAUUGUGAGCUUUAUUUUGUUAGUGUUUGUAUCAGGCAUGUGCCGGUAUGAGAUUCUGAUGGUAUGAUAACAUUAAGCCAAAAUUUCACGGUUUCACGGUAUUGCAAUUACAGCUCUGAAAUGUUAGUUUGAGAUAUCUGGGUUUAGAAAAAAAAAAGUGUUUUUUUUCCCCAUUGAACAGGACUUUUAUUUUUCCAAAAUUGAAAAAACAGAAAAUUUCCAAAUAAAAUUAAAAUAAAUGCAGUCCUUUUAGGUGAGCGUAAACCCACAGCUCAACAUUAUUACCAUCAGAACAAAAAUAAUUAUUUUCCAUGGAAAGCACGUGUGUAUGACUCGUAUCAUGUUUACAUUAUACACUCUUUCUCAACAUAGACAGUUGCCAGAGAGCACAGAAACAUUUUACCACUGCUAGACACACUAAACACACUGGAGUUAACUCUCAUAGCUGGGGGAAAUGUUCAUGACAGUGCUCACUAACCUUUAAUUUUGUAUAAAUUAGGGCUGUCAAUCGAUUAAAAUUUUUAAUCGAGUUAAUCACAGCUUAAAAAUUAAUCGUAAUUAAUCGCAAUUCAAACCAUCUAUAAAAUAUGCCAUAUUUUUCUGUAAAUUAUUGUUGGAAUGGAAAGAUGGAAGACACAAGAUGGAUAUAUACAUUCAAAAUACUGUACAUAAGUAUUUGUUUAUUAUAACAAUAAAUCAACAAGAUGGCAUUAACAUUAACAUUCUCUUAAAGUGAUCCAUGGAUAGAAAGACUUGUAGUUCUUAAAAGAUAAAUGUUAGUACAAGUUAUAGAAAUUUUAUAUUAAAACCCCUCUAAAUGUUUUCGUUUUGAUAAAAUUUGUAAAAUUUUCAAUCAAAAAAUAAACUAGUAGCUUGCCGUUGUUGAUGUCAAUAUUUACAUUACAUUAUGGUGCUUAAACCCAUAAAAUCAGUCGCACCAAAGCGCCAGUCUGUUUGAGCGGGGCAUGUGUGUUAAUUGCGUCAAAUAUUUUAACGUGAUUAAUUUAAAAAAUUAAUUACCGCCUGUUAACGCGAUAAUUUUGACAGCCCUAGUAUAAAUGCGAAAUCAUAUUGGAGGUAUUGCCUCCUUGGCAACCACCUUUCGUAUACAUGUUUUACAUGUCGGUUGGCCCUCCUCUGAGCCACAGCCGUCUGUAACUUUUCUGUAGCCGAAGUUUUCCCAUACCAGCGAUUUCAUUUUCUUCGAUGGGGGGAAAAAGUUCAGGAAUUUCACCUCCUCUAGGCCUUGUGUAGCACAGCUGGCUCACUGACACUGAGCAAAAACCGGUGGGGGAGGGUUGAGCCUUGUAGCUGCAAGCGAAGGAUUUCUCCCUGCAUUUUCGGGACGUAAAAAAUAGCUAAUACCUUAGGGACGGUAUGACGGAAAAUUUUUAUGGUUUUGAAACCUUGACAUAGUCAUACCAUGGUAUACCUUGAAACCAGUAAUGGGCACAUGUCUAGUUUGUAUAGACAUAUAGUCUUAAAUUUGGAAUACUUUUGUUUUUGCACCAAAAAUGCAAAAGUCAUUCUGAUUUUUUUUUUUGUGUUAAACAUUUUUCAUGCAAUAAGAGGAAAAACUUUGGAGGUACAUGCCUUUCAGUGGACAACAACGUGUAUGUGUCCCUGUCCAAUGAAAAUGUUUUUAUUUUGAGAAAUGACUGCUGGAGGGAGUGAACCUUUAUUUUAAAACCAACAUUUUCUGAAGAUUUUAGAGGUGAUUGCAAGAAAAACACCAAAUUUGCAGAACUUUUUUAAGACAUGCUCACAAAAUGUGUAUAUAUACCAGUAUGCUUUCAGUUACACAUGGACAUCACGGCUGUUUGUGCUUAAAAACCAAAUUUUGGUCAGAAGGGUCAUAUUGUUUUAUUGUAUGUCAACAUGGACGAGAGAGAGAAAUCGUGUUCAUCCGACUGCAAUGUGCCUUUAUGUCUUUGAUGUAUGUGCGUGAGAGAGAAAAGUUUUGUAUUUAUGACAUCAUGCAACUCGUCUUAUCACAUAACCAACGCUAUAGCCACAUGCACUUACCCCGCACCGCUUCUUCGCAAUGUGCUCUUUACUGUAUUUUUCCAAUGUUGUAACCACACACAUACAUUGAGGAAAAUAAGUAUUUGAACACCCUGCUAUUUUGCAAGUUCUCUCACUUAGAAAUCUCACAGUUGUCUGAAAUUGUCAUUGUAGAUGCAUGUCCACUCUGAGAGAGAUUAUCUAAAAAGAAAAAUCCAGAAAUCACAAUGUAUGAUUUUUUAAAACUAUUUGUGUAAUACAGCUGCAAAUAAGUAUUUGAACACCUGAGAAAACUAAUGUUAAUAUUUGGAUGUUUGCAAUUCUGUAGUUUUUCACCAGGUUUGCACACACUGCAGGGGGGAUCUUGGCCCACCAAUCAGUCAGAUUUCUGGGCUGUUGCUGAGCAACACUAAGUUUGAGCUCCCUCCAAAGGAUUUCUAUUGGGUUUAGGUCUGGAGACUGGCUAGGCCAUGCUAGAACCUUGAUAUGCUUCUUACACAGCCGUUCCUUAGUUUUCCUGGCUGUGUGCUUUGGGUCAUUGUCAUGUUGGAAGACCCAGCCACGACUAGGGUUGGGCGUCGUUUGAAAUUGAACGAUUCCAGUUCCGAUUCAGAUUCCACAUUUCGAUUCCGGUUCCGAACGAUUCUCAAUUCCGAUUCUUUUAAAAGGCAGGGUCAAAGAAAAAUUGCAUAGUUUACCCUAAUUUUCGGAUUAUAAACCGCUAUUUUUUUCCCUGAUUUUGAAUCCUGCGGCUUAUAGUCCAGUGUGGCUUAUUUGUUGAUUUAUUUGGGUUAAUGGGUAACACUUUAUCUAACAGCGGCAUCAUAAGACUGUCAUAAGAACAUCAUAAUUAUGACAUGACGCUAUCAUGGGCAUUACUGAAUGCUUAUAACAGAUGUCAAUAUGUGUCAUGUGGCAUAUUAUGUCACUAAAUCCAUUUAUGUCCAGCUCAGAUCUUUUACGUCCAUUCAAAAGUGAGAUAAUUUGCUGGAUGACACUAACAGACAUCUAUUAUAAGCAUUCAUUAAUGCUUAUGACAGUGUCAUGUAAUAAUUAUGACUGUCUUAUGACAGUAUUAUGGCACCACUAUCCAAGAAAAUGUUACCAAAUACCAUAACUAGCAAUUAAUGAAACAACUGGAACAGUAACUGAAGAAAUAAUGAGCACAGAACAUGACUGUUAUUUACAUCUGUAGCGCCGCCAUGCAUGCUAGGAGGAAUGUAUAUGGCACCACUAUCCAAGAAAAUGUUACCAAAUACCAUAACUAGCAAUUAAUGAAACAACUGGAACAGUAACUGAAGAAAUAAUUAGCACAGAACAUGACUGUUAUUUACAUCUGUAGCACCGCCAUGCAUGCUAGGAGGAAUGUUGGAUGAUAACAGUGUUGAGAGCAGGUGGCAGCAGAGGUUGACUGUCUACCCAAGGAAGCAGUGAUGGCCAAAUGAAGCUUUUAGUGACAAUAAGGCUUUGCAGCCGAUUGGUUCAAAGCUUAAUGGUGGUUCAUGUGGUCUCAUGACGGUCUUAUGGUGCCAGUCAAAUGAAGUGUUACCAGUUAAUGUCUUUUGGCGUAAAUAUCCCAUAAUACAAUGAGGACAACUGCGGCUUAUUGUCCAGUGUGGCUUAUCUAUGAACAAAUGCCGUUUUCAUGUCAAAUUUGGUGGCUGGCGGCUUAUAGUCAGGUGCGCCUUAUAGUCCAGAAAUUACGGUAUAUUAAAGUCUUCUCGAUGAAUUUUUAAAUUAAAUGGACUUCUCACAGGGCUAAUUUUAACUUGUAUAUAAAUAUCAGUCUUUGAACGCGAGCAAUUUUUUUCCGCUCGGCAGUCAGGGCAUUGAAACAAGGAAUCGAAAUUUUAAAAUUCGAACGAUUCCGGGAGCAUCAGAGUGUUAGAACCGGUUCCCAUCGAUGCUCGAUGCCCAACCCUAGCCACGACCCAUCUUCAAUGCUUGGACUGAGGGAAGGAGGUUGUUCCCCAAAAUCUCACAAUACAGGGCCUAGUCAUCCUCUCUUUAAUACAGUGGACUAGUCCUGUCCCGUGCGCAGAAAAACACCUCCAAAGCAAGAUGUUACACAGUAGGGAUGGUGUUCUUGGAACACGGUUAGUGGAAUUAUCUCUCAUCUGACCACAAAACUUGCUCCCAUGACUCCUCUUCAUCAUCCAAAUGGUCAUUGGCAAACUUAAGACGGGCCUUGACAUGUGCUGGUUUAAGCAGGGUAACCAUCCGUGCCAUGCAUGAUUUCAAACCAUGAUGUCUUAUUGUAUUACGAACAGUAACCUUGGAAACGGUGGUCCCAGCUCUUUUCAGGUCAUUGACCAACUCUGGUCAAUAGUUCUGGGCUGAUUCCUCACCUUUCUUAGGACCAUUGAGACCCCACGAGGGGAUAUCUUACAUGGGGCUCCACUCCGAUUGAGAUUGACCAUCAUGUUUAGCUUCUUCCAUUUUCUAAUGAUUGCUCCAACAGUCGACAUUUUUUCACCAAGCUGCUUGGCAUUUGCUCCGUAGCCCUUUCCAGCCUUGUGAAGGUGUACAAUUUUGUCUCUGGUAUCUUUGGACAGGUCUUUGGUCUCGGCCAUCUUACAAGGUUGAGUCUUACUGAUUGUAUGGGGUGGACAGGUGUCUUUAUGCAGCUAUCGACCUCAAACAGGUGCAUCUGAUUCACGAUAAUACAUGGAGUGGAGGUGGACGUUUAGUAGGCAGGCUAAACAGGUCUUUCAGGGUCCGAAUUCUAGCUGAUAGACAGGUGUUCAAAUACUUAUUUGCAGCUGUAUCAGACAAAUAAAUGGUAAAAAAAUCAUGCAUUGUGAUUUCUGGAUUUUUCUUUUUAGAUGAUCUCUUUCACAGUGGAUAUGCACCUACGAUGAAAAUUUCAGACUCCUCCAUGAUUUCUAAGUGGGAGAACUUACUAUUUUGCUAUUAGAACUAUUUUAAGUUGUUCAAAUUAGGGUUGUUCCAAUCAUGUUUUUUUGCUCCCGAUCCGAUCCCGAUCGUUUUAAUUUGAGUAUCUGCCGAUCCCGAUAUUUCCCAAUCCGAUUGCUUUUUUUUGCUCCCGAUUCAAUUCCAAUCAUUCCCGAUCAUUUUUCCGAUCAUAUACAUUUUGGCAAUGCAUUAAGAAAAAAAUGAAUGAAACUCAGACGAAUAUAUACAUUCAGCAUACAGUACAUAAGUACUGUAUUUGUUUAUUAUGACAAUAAAUCCUCAAGAUGGCAUUUACAUUAUUAACAUUCUUUCUGUGAGAGGGAUCCACAGAUAGAAAGACUUGUAAUUAUUUGUAUAUUGUGACUAAAUAUUGCCAUCUAGUGUAUUUGUUGAGCUUUCAGUAAAUGAUACUGUAGCCAUUUAACUGUUCUGCCCAAAUGCAUGAUGGGAAGUGCAACCAUGACUGUGCGUAGUGGCACCAAUUGAUUAUCUUCUCUGCGUUGGGAAAUAACAUAGGUUGUAAAGAAAAAGAUCAACUACUACCUUUCUUACCCACAUUGCUUUCCCACGGUAUUUCUAAUUGUUGAGAGAGGGAUUUUAAAGCUUUAGCCAAUUAAAAAAAGGCUCCAAAGACUGCCAAAAUUCACUUUACUCAUUUCACGCUGCCUUUUAGCUCUAUAUAUAGGUAAGUCGGUGCCAUUAUAGAUGGAACGCGAGAAUGCGUGAGUGGGUCGUGCAGCAUAUGCGUUAAUUGCGUUAAAUAUUUUAACGUGGUUAAUUAAAAAAAAAUUAAUUACCGCCGUUAACGCGAUAAAUUUGAUAGCCCUACUUUAAGCCAAAACUAAAGACUCUGGAUGAGUGUAAGACAUUUUGUCUGUAACGUUAAAUACAAUUAGAAAACAAUUUAAUUUAAAAAAAUUUAUAUAUUAAAAAAAGGCAUGUCCGAUAUUUUUUUGCCGAUUCCGAUACUUUGAAAAUGACAUGAUCGGAUCGAUCGGGACAUCUUUAGUUCAAAUGCUUAUUUUCUUCGCUGUAUUCAAGCAAAAUGGGCAGAAUUGGCAAGUGUCAUAUUCAAGGUCUGUGCUGGUGUGCCUUGAGAAGCCUUUGUAAUGGGUCAUUUCGCUUUCAAGACCAGACCAGGCUGGAUUUUUUCCCCUAAACAAAAUGGUCAUCUUCUUCCAUGGCACCCACAUUAACUCCACAUUUGAUCUGGCAAUUUAAUGUUAGAAUAUUGAUGUUGUCGACACAUUCAUACAUUGUUGAUUUGUACUUCAGACAUUUUGAUUGUGGCCCAAAAUCUCUCAAUACAGUGAUCCCUCGCUACUUCGCACUUCAAACUUCACGCCCUCAGUCCAUCGCGGAUUUUUUUUUUUUCAGCUAAAAGGAAAAAAAAUACAGAUGAGCUGUCCCAAGACAAUCACGUAGUCUCACUCUCCCUCCUCUUAACGAUAAUUGAUAGACGUAUUCUGUUUGAUCUUGCCACAGAUCCCUGGAAGCCUCAGCAUCAAAGCACCACAUGCGUCAAUCAUCGUUCAACUUGUUAAACAGUUGCUGUGGCAACUCAUUGUAAUUUUCCAAUGCUAAAUCUGAAUAAAUACAAUGAACACACACAAAAACAAAACAAAAAAACAUUUUUUUUGGGGGGGGGGCACUACUUUGCGGUUUUUCACUUAUUGCAGCGGGUUCUGGUCCCCAUUAACCGCGAAAAACGAGAGAUCACUGUACUUGGUACAUACUGUGGAACCUCCUGUUUUCCCAUUUUGUAAUGUCCACAUUGGGUUGGGUAAUAAAGGUUGUAUACCGGCAUUUCUAUUUUUCCCCCCAAUGAAAAACUAAAAAUGGUGCCUAUCCCAGCUGGCUUUGGCCAAAACCAAGGACUGGUUGGCAGCCAAAAAAUUUGCUUUUUUUUUUUUUUUUUUAAACCAUGCUCUGCACCAUUGACUAUUGACAGCAUUUCAAGGCCCUCCUUGUAAAUCUGGAACUGAUUCUGCUCAUUUUAUAUGUUUCUUGGCUGAAUUUGAAUUUGGAAAUCUUUUAUGGAGUACGUAGAAGUUAAUUGCUAAAAAUGAACAGAAAUUAGAGCAUGGAAUGGAGCCUCGUUGUCAAAUAAGAAUUUUAGAGUGCCUCGUUGUACAGUUGUGGCUGAUUUGGGGGAAAAAGGUUAUUUAGUUCAAUCUUAAAUUGUAUAAUUUUAAUAAAAGGUUUUAUUUUUAAAAAUGAACAAUUCAGCAAAUUGAUUGUAAUAGAAAGCAUGUCAAUUGUUUCCCUUUUUUAUUGAGGAAAAUUAAUUUAUAUUUUAAAAUAAAGAGAAAAAUGUGACAACUUGGAGGUUCCACAUUUUAUAACAAAACCUGCUUUCCUAAAAUGGACAUCACCUAUUCAUAAUCAUAAUAGUAAUGCUUCUUAUUGUGAAUGAACUGGGAGCUUCUUUCCUUUAAGAAAGUUUUAAUUCCAAAACAAUUCCCAAACGAGAACUUCACCACCUUACCUGUUUUCUGUCCAAAUAUCAUGAAUGAAUCGCACCUGUAUUUAUAUUGUAUGUGAUCCUGACGUAUCAACCGUCCUAACACAUUUAAAGUGAUCUCAAAGGGGCCUUAAACAGAUGGAUCGGUGGGGAUUGGGGUGUGUGUGUGCGUGUAUGUGCCUAUGUGAAUGAGCAUUGCCAGUUGUCAUUGAAAGUGGCAUGAAAGGAAAUCCUUGUUUCACACUUCUUUGUUAGUUUGUAUACAUUUUUAUAUGAAUAUAUUACUGAAAUCAACCAGAAAAAAAAAAGCCUAAAACUAGAAUGUACGUAUACGUUUGUGUGUGUAGGCAAAGUACUGCUGUCCUGUUAGUUGAUACACACAAUAUUUUAAAGAA
Molecule: messenger RNA, 17148 nt
Organism: Corythoichthys intestinalis (scribbled pipefish)
Lineage: Eukaryota; Metazoa; Chordata; Actinopteri; Syngnathiformes; Syngnathidae
Gene: phip
Product: pleckstrin homology domain interacting protein
Exons: 40
Coding region: 149-5683 (1844 amino acids)
Biological process (GO): regulation of cell shape; regulation of transcription by RNA polymerase II; cytoskeleton organization
Cellular component (GO): nucleus
Molecular function (GO): protein binding
Source: RefSeq, a predicted model, not a curated record